GAGAGCCACCCGUACAGCAAAGGAACUGAACGAGCACGAGCGUCUGAAAGUGCCUCCGGUUGGGAUUAAGUUGAGAAUGUAAAGAGAAUGUAAAGGACGCCACUGAGAGCAGAAGUGUGCGCGGAUUGUGGGCUGUCCGAAAUGUCCCACGAAACAGGCACAAGAUUUGUCGCCGGUCAUUAAAAUCGCCUUGGUCACUCGUAAUUAUUUUGGUUUGUCAAGUUAGUGUGUUUCCUUCCUUGACGCUCAAUUUGAUCCGCCAUUCCGUGUUGCUCUAAUUGCGCAUUUGGACAUGUGGAGACUGCGAGGAACGUGUCGUUUAGGGAUGUUGUGUUUGACUUUAUCAGCGCUUCUCAUCCAACCCAUCAGCUGUCAUCCCGCUUCACGUGUGGAAACAGAGCAUCGCGGGAGCUCAGCCACUCGGAGAGAGCGGAGGACGUCUGGGGAACCCUAUUGGGCGUAUUCAGGCACCUACGGACCACGGAGAUGGGCCUCCGUUUAUCCAGAAUGUGGGGAAAGGAAUCAGUCUCCAGUGGACAUCCUAGAUCAAGACACCCGAGUCUCUCAGGAGUGCCAGGAGCUCACCUUGAAUGGCUUUGAAACCAAGUCAUCAAACAGGACUACCAUGAAGAACACGGGCAAAACAGUGUCUAUAGUUCUGAGGAAUGAUUAUUUUGUGAGAGGGGCCGGCCUACCUGGACGCUUCAAAGCAGAGAAGGUGGAGUUUCACUGGGGCAGCACCAAUGGGUCGGCUGGUUCUGAACACAGUAUCAAUGGAAAGAAGUUUCCAGUAGAGAUGCAGAUUUAUUUCUACAAUUCAGAUGACUUUGACAGUCUGAGCACUGCGAUAAAGGAGAGACGAAUCAUCGCCGCCAUGGCUGUCUUCUUUCAGGUGUCGAAGAAAGACAACAUUGCAGCUGAGCCCAUCAUCUCAGGUCUUAAACGAGUGGUCCAUCACGAGAAGGAAACAAACCUUGGUUCGUUCAUACUGAAGGAUCUACUGCCAUCAUCCUUGGGAAGUUAUUACCGCUACACUGGCUCGCUCACUACACCUCCCUGCAGUAAGUUCGUGGAGUGGAUCAUCUUCAGUCGGCCUGUUCACCUGUCCUACCACCAGCUAGAGGCGUUCUACUCCAUCUUCACCACAGAGCAGCAGGAUCAUGUGAAGUCCGUGGAUUACCUGAGGAAUAACCAUCGGCCCACUCAAGACCUCGACAGCCGUCACAUCUUCAAAUCAGCUCUGAUGGAUGCUUGGAUGCCCGACGUCAUGACAGACAGCAUGGCCAGUGCUGCAGACACAGAAUCCUCACGAGUUUGCAGCAGCAUCCCUGACAACAUGAAGGUUCAUCCACUGAACAGAACUGCACUUGUGUUGACCUGGGACAGACCGUCAGCUGUCUACCACCCGCCUAUACUGGACUUCCUUGUCUCCUACAGCUGGGUUAAGGAUGAAAUGCCUUUUGAGAAGACCUUCACGCAGAGCAGUGAACACAGCACGAGGGCAGUCAUCGCACUUGUGUCUCCAGAUGUCCUGUAUCUCUUCAGAGUGCAAGCUGUAUGUCAAAGAGAUCAGCGCAGUGAUUUCAGCCAAACACUUUUAUUCAAAGCAAACACCACAAGGAUAUUUGAGGGGACAAGGAUUGUGAAAACCGGAAUGCCUACGUUGUCCCCCGCCUCUUCGGCAGACAUGGCCCCUAUAAGCUCAGGCUCCUCUACCUGGACGUCCGCCGGCCUGCCCUUUUCAUUUGUCUCCAUGGCAACGGGAAUGGGGCCCCCAUCCAGCGGAGGACAAGCCACUGUAGCAUCUGUGGUGACCAGCACUCUGUUGGCAGGACUGGGCUUCAGUGGCAGUGUGAUUUCUUCCCUCCCAGGAUCAUUUUGGCCAACCCACUCUACAAACUCAGGCCCCACGCCCACUCAGCAUCCAUCCACUGCUGAAAGCACCCCGUCUGAGAGCAACGUCCUCAUCUCGGAGGACAGCACUGAAGCUAACAACAAACAGGAAGAAGACAGUGAAAGAGAGGAGAAGGAGGAAAAAGAGGAAGAGGAGGAGGAAGAGGAACAGGAAGAAGAGGAGAAGAAAAAAAGGGGGAAAGAUGCGACAGUCAAGGACAAAAAGCAGGCCAAGACGCUGCCCCAAAAACCAACUGCCCCCAUCCCAACUUCGAAACACAGGGAGCGGGAAGGGGAGAGGGCGGAUGCUUACACUGAGAACUCUACAUCGGCCCCUAGAAUAGUGGAAGAGCAGGGACCCCGUUCCACUGAGAGGCCUUCUGGAGAGGGUUCAUCAAAACCAACAUGGCUGGAGGGUAAUGACACUGCAGACAUGCAGCUUCCCUCAGGCUCGACUGAGAACACCAAAUUCACCAAUGAGGAGAAGGCGCACUGGCCAUACUACAUUCACACUGAGAGGAACAGCAUCUCCACUGUCACCCGAGACCCGGUGUCAUCCUCCAGCCGGAUGGAGUGGAUCAUCCCCCUGAUGGUGGUCUCUGCCCUCACUCUGCUCUGUCUGAUCAUGCUGCUGGCUGUCCUGGUCUACUGGAGGAUGACUAGCAUCUGCUCAUUGCUCUGCUUAAAGUACAGGAGAUUCUUCCAGACUGCACAUUUCUAUAUUGACGACAGGAACUCCCCCAGAGUGAUCCGCGAUGACAGUUUUCCCAUCAUAUCUACAGCGGAUGACCUGGAGGCUGUGCCAGUCAGGCAGUUCAUCAAACACAUCAUGGAGCUGUACUCCAACAACCAGCAUGGCUUUUCUCAGGAGUUCGAUGAGGUUCAACACUGCACGUCUGAAAUGAAGAUUACAGCAGAGCAUUCAAAUCACCCAGACAACAAGCACAAAAACAGAUACAUCAACAUUGUCGCCUAUGAUCACAGCAGAGUGAAGUUGCAGCAACUGUCUGGGAAAGACUCAAGGCACAGUGACUACAUCAAUGCCAACUAUGUGGACGGUUAUAACAGAUCGAGGGCUUAUAUAGCCGCUCAGGGCCCUCUGAAGUCCACAUUUGAAGACUUUUGGAGAAUGAUUUGGGAACAGAACACCACUGCGAUUGUCAUGAUCACUAACUUGGUGGAGAAAGGCAGGAGGAAAUGUGAUCAGUACUGGCCGUCAGAGAACUGCGAGGUUUAUGGGAGCAUAAUGGUGACUCUGAAGAGUACUAAAGUGCAUGCUUACUACACACUCCGGCAUUUCAUCAUACGUAACACUAAACUGAAAAAGGGUCAGAAGGGGAGGCAGAAUGAGCGGCUGGUGGUCCAGUACCAUUACACGCAGUGGCCAGACAUGGGCGUACCUGAGUAUGCACUUCCAGUCCUCAAAUUCAUCUCUCGAUCUACAGUGGCACGCACGCCGGGCACAGGCCCCGUUCUAGUUCACUGCAGUGCUGGAGUGGGCAGAACAGGCACAUACAUAGUCAUAGACAGCAUGCUGCAGCAGAUAAAGGACAAAGGCACAGUCAACGUCCUGGGAUACCUCAAGCACAUUCGAGCUCAGCGCAACUACUUGGUCCAGACUGAGGAGCAGUUUAUCUUUAUCCAUGAUGCAAUAAUGGAAGCUGUGCUUAGUAAAGAGACUGAGGUUCCUGCUUGGCAACUCCAUAAUUAUGUUAACAGCAUUCUCACCCCGAGCCCAAUGGGACAAACGCGCAUGGACAAACAGUUUAAGUUGUUGACGCAAUGCAAUUCUCACCUCACGGAGUGUUUCAGUGCCCAGAAGGACUGCAACAAAGAGAAGAACCGCACCUCAACGGUCUUGCCAACGGAGCGGGCACGGGUGGCACUAGCUCCCCUCCCAGGGGUAAAGGGAACAGACUACAUCAACGCCUCCUACAUUAUGGGCUAUUACAGGAGCAAUGAGUUUGUCAUUACCCAGCAUCCUCUUCCCCACACGACCACAGACUUCUGGAGGAUGAUCUGGGAUCAUAACGCUCAAGUUAUUGUGAUGUUGCCAGACAACCUCGGCCUCACUGAGGAUGAAUUUGUGUACUGGCCCAGCAGAGAGGAGCCCAUGAACUGCGUAGCCUUUACUGUCACCCUCAUUAAUACUGACAGACUCUGUUUAUCUAAUGAGGAACAACUCGUCAUCCAUGACUUCAUCCUGGAAGCCACACAGGACGACUAUGUGCUAGAAGUCCGACAUUUCCAAUGUCCAAAUUGGCCAGAUCCUGAUGCAUCCAUCAGCAGCACAUUUGAGCUUAUAAACAUCAUCAAAGAAGAGGCCAUGACGAGGGACGGUCCCACCAUUGUGCAUGAUGAGUUCGGGGCAGUUUCUGCCGGGAUGUUCUGUGCUCUGACCACACUCUCCCAGCAGCUGGAGAACGAGAGUGCUGUGGAUGUCUAUCAAGUGGCCAAAAUGAUUAACCUAAUGAGGCCUGGUGUCUUCACUGAAAUUGAGCACUAUCACUACCUUUACAAGGCUAUGCUCAGCCUGGUUAGCAGUAAAGACUUCAGACUUGGCUUCAGCUACAUGGAUGCUGGGAUAGUGGUAACGGAUGAAUCCAACCAGGCUGAGAGCAUGGAGUCCUUGGUGUGAUGUUUCCAGAAAAUGAAAUGGAACAAAGUAGUUCCUUGAACUUUCCAUGAGGCCUUUUUCCCCAGACUCUUGGUGAAAUGAAAAGAAAAAACAACAACAAAAAAGAGCUUUUAUAUACUGAUAAAAAUAAAUUCUUUUGAUAUUUAUUUUUGCUGCUUUUUGUUAUCCUGCUGAGCGCCACAAACUGCUCUCCAAAACACGUGCACACAGACACACACACCGUCUACUUUGCACUACACUGUCAGUGUUACAACUUGAUGCCUAGCUGAUUAUUGAUAAUUGUGUUGAAACCGUUUCCGAGUAUCACUUUGUUCUUGACGAUAAAGUCUUCAGACAUUUGAGGGUGAUCAGUGACAGCACAUUAACACACACAUCAGCCUCAUACCCAUGAAAACUGUACACAGAAAAGCUCCAACUUAAUGCUCAUCAUGAUGCGACUUUUAACCGUCAAGCAUUGUGACUUGUUAGAUUAAUAUGUUCUUUUUUUUAUUUAUUAAGAUAUGCCAUUUUAUGUCUAACUUAUAUACAUUAUUUCAGUGUGGUAUCAUAACAGCAACUGUGAACAUAUAUUGUUAUCAGUAGCAUUUCUAUGGUUUUGUAAUAUAUAAAGAUAUUGAUCAAAAAAUCUCA
Rhinichthys klamathensis goyatoka is the source of this 5161-nucleotide messenger RNA. RefSeq names its product carbonic anhydrase XVI b (gene ca16b). Lineage: Eukaryota; Metazoa; Chordata; Actinopteri; Cypriniformes; Leuciscidae. Gene Ontology annotation, molecular function: protein tyrosine phosphatase activity; protein binding. The record is from RefSeq and is a predicted model, not a curated record. Gene Ontology annotation, biological process: protein dephosphorylation. The transcript is spliced from 30 exons. The coding region runs from base 293 to 4531 and encodes 1412 amino acids.